This is a messenger RNA of Drosophila subpulchrella, 96 nucleotides long. RefSeq lists its product as uncharacterized. NCBI's taxonomy places the organism in Eukaryota, Metazoa, Arthropoda, Insecta, Diptera, Drosophilidae. The record is from RefSeq and is a predicted model, not a curated record. Bases 1 to 96 code for a protein of 31 amino acids. The transcript has a single exon.
AUGUGCCCCAUAACUCCCGUUGAGCUACUGUCCACGAUAAUCCUCGAAAAGCGAAAACUACGGCCCCCGACGAAGCGGAAAAAGUAUCGCAAAUAG